AUGGGUGAAAAGAAAAUACAAAAAUCCGUUUUGGAGAAAAGUAGUGCAAUGGAUAAAGUUGGAAAUUAUGUUGUUGGUGAAUUUCCUGCUGGUUUGAAGAUUCUUAUUGUUGAUGAUGAUAGAACAUGUCUUCUAGUAUUAGAAAGAAUGCUUCGAAAGCUUUUAUAUGAAGUUACCAAGUGUCAGCUAGCAAGGGACGCCCUUGCUUUGGUUCGAGAAGACAAAAACAGAUUUGACAUCGUCAUAUGUGAUUUACAUAUGCCUGAUAUGAACGGAUUUAAGCUUCUUGAGAUCAUUGGAUUAGAGACGGACUUGCCGUUAUGUCAUACAGUGAUGUCUUCAGAUGAUGGAAAGGGAGUUGUUAUGAAAGGUAUAAUCCAUGGAGCUUGUGAUUAUUUGAUAAAACCAGUUCGCAUGGAAUCAAUUAGACUCAUUUGGCAGCAUGUGGUCCGCAAGAAAAAACGUACCUUGGGAGAGUUUCGACAGCCUGGGAACAUUAAUGUUAGUGACAGGUUAUUGCUAUUAGAACAAGCUAACAAUGCUGUUGAUCAAAUGCCUGUAAGAGAUCUGCAAAGCCUGAAACGGACAAGAGAAGAUGAAGAUAAUGAUGGGGGAUCCUCUGAUGAAGUGACGACUGCAAAGAAGCAGAGGAUGGUUUGGACACAAGAGCUCCAUGACAUGUUUGUAGCUGCUGUAAAUCAACUGGGGCGUGACAAGGCUGUUCCUAAGAAAAUUUUGGAACGAAUGCAAGCUAUGAAUGUUAAUGGUCUUACAAGAGCAAAUAUUGCCAGUCAUCUUCAGAAAUACCGCAUGCAUCUUCAAAAGAGAGGUGAACCUUCGACUAAUAACAGAGAUCCCAAUUCCUUUUUCGAACAAGCCUCUUCAUUUCGCCAGCACAACCUACAAUUCCAACCCACAGGCACUUCAUGUCUACUUCCACUUCAAAAUCACAUCACCCCACAAUCAAGUAGUUUUGAGAGAUCAGCAAAUGAAAAUUUAAUAAGUACAGGUCCAAGUCAUGAUCAAGGGGGCAAUGUUUUUGACUCAAUUGUUUCAGAAUCAAGUCGCUGUCUCCCAACUGAAUUCUCCUUGCAUGAUCUCUCUCGUGCCAACUUGUUAUAUCAAAAUGAUUUUCCUGGUGGUGAUGUUGUCAUCUCAAAUGAAGAAUAUUUGUACAGAAACAUAGGAAAUGUUAAUGAGCUUAUUUCACAUCCCCUUUCAGCUGUGGAUAAUCAGUUGAUCUAUGAGCCCUCGCUUUUGCAAGAGAUUGCAGUCAACGGAUAUCUGAUAUAUAUCAGUUCAACCCCGACGGCUAGCCGUAAAAAUUUCUUCUUCAUAAAAAACAUGCAGCGAAGUACAUACCUUUUCUUUUUACCAUUUCUUUCUUCUUAUCUUGUGAAAACUACUUCUUUGAAAAGCCAGGAACUUGCUCAAAUCUUUUGGAUUAUUGUUAUAAAAAACUAUAUUAACUUUUUAAGAAAUUGCCUGUCAAUCCAUCGCAAUAUAAGUCUUCAGAAAUUUGGAGGAUUAUACAGUUAA
This is a messenger RNA of Durio zibethinus, 1539 nucleotides long. The record is from RefSeq and is a predicted model, not a curated record. NCBI's taxonomy places the organism in Eukaryota, Viridiplantae, Streptophyta, Magnoliopsida, Malvales, Malvaceae.